AUGAAUGAAAAUGACAUUUUGUACUAUUGCCAUGCCUGCAAGACUUAUGAAGAAACACACAUCAAUUGGGCUUGUCUCAAUUGCGGCAAAUCUCCCUUCAUCGAAUCUGUCCCGAAAUACCCAAAUCGCACAAUAGACGAGUUGCCACAAAUGCCGCGAAUUCUUAAUGCAGAAGAAAUGAUUGCAGAGCUAGCAAAAGUGAUCGAUCGACUGCAAAACAUCACUUUUCGAGAAUAUUUUUUGGAGGAUGAAAAGCUCAACUUUCCAAAGGACUGUGCGAUCUGCUUGAAUCCGUUUAUCAAUGAUGAGUCUCUCGUGCAGCUCAAAAACUGCGACCAUAUUUUCCACAAGUCAUGUGUCCUGAAUGCAGUAAAAUACUGCAACGCCUGCCCUCUCUGCAAACGCCCAGCUAUUACGUCUUCUUAA
This is a messenger RNA of Oikopleura dioica, 426 nucleotides long. The record is from the annotation of a GenBank genome assembly. Lineage: Eukaryota; Metazoa; Chordata; Appendicularia; Copelata; Oikopleuridae.